AUGGUCGCCAUCGAAUCUGAUGCGAUUGAAAAAGUUUCAAGUAGUGAAUCCGAGUCGUUGAAGAGUGACGCCCAUGGAGUUGACACGGUCGAUAUUUUGGGGAAUGGUUUGGUGGAAAAAAAGGUUCUUAAGAAGGGUUUGGGACAAGAUAGUCGUCCUGCUCAUGGUGACUCUGUCGUGAUAAGUUAUAAAGGGUGGUUGGAAGAUGGGACACUCGUCGAAGAAGCUGAGAAUUUGACCAUCGUUAUAGGGGACGGUGAAUGUGUGCAUGCACUCGAACUUGCUCUUCCUCUUGCUGAAUUGAAAGAAGUAUUUGAAGUCAGAACUGAUGCUCGUUUUGCGUACGGCGACAUGGGAAGGAUGCCCGAUAUUCCUGGAAGAGCAAAACUCAUUUACCGUGUAACUCUAGAUGAAUGCGGAGAUCCCCCAUGCUACGAAACUAUGCCGAUUGAGGAACGCUUUCAUAUAUCCAACAGAAAACGCGAACGCGGGAACUUCUAUUUCCAUCGAAACGAAUAUCAAUAUGCCUUAACCUGCUACACAAAGGGGGUGGAGAUCCUGCUGAAGAAGUCUCAAACGCCAUCUGUGUGCUCCAUUGAGUCUCCUCUCGAUUCCUCCUCUGCCUCCUUCCAAUCCAAGGAUUUGGAAAUAAAAUUAAAAAAUAACGUUGCUGCCACACAGCUCAAGCUUGAAGCCUUUGCUGCUGCUGCUAAGACUUGUGAUAGCGUCCUUCAGCUCGAUCCCACUAAUCGCAAGGCUCUAUAUCGGAAAGGCCAGGCAAUUUAUUUGAACGGGGCAUUGUUCGGAAUGGGUGACUUUCCCGAAGCGAUGCAGGCCUACGAGGAGGCUCUUAGUUUGGAUCCUUCCUCUCCCCUCCUGCGGCAGUCACUGAAUAGAGCCAAAAUGGCUUGGAAGAGUCAGCGAGAUCGCCAGAUUCGAGCUCUUUCCCGUGCCUUCAGAGUGAAUGGGAGAGAAGGGAACAAAGCACCCAACUUCCGUGAUAGACUGAAAGGAAUUUUAUCUCGGUACAAGAUAGCUAUUUCUGCUGUCGCAUUGGCCGGCCUUUCUGUGAUGAUUGGAGGAACCCUCCUGCGUUUCAUUGAACAAAAGUAG
Hydatigera taeniaeformis is the source of this 1113-nucleotide messenger RNA. Lineage: Eukaryota; Metazoa; Platyhelminthes; Cestoda; Cyclophyllidea; Taeniidae. The record is from the annotation of a GenBank genome assembly.